Molecule: messenger RNA, 2011 nt
Organism: Exophiala viscosa
Lineage: Eukaryota; Fungi; Ascomycota; Eurotiomycetes; Chaetothyriales; Herpotrichiellaceae
Exons: 4
Coding region: 82-1956 (624 amino acids)
Biological process (GO): regulation of DNA-templated transcription
Molecular function (GO): DNA-binding transcription factor activity, RNA polymerase II-specific; zinc ion binding
Source: RefSeq, a predicted model, not a curated record
AUUUUCAGUAUGGUACAGGGGCUUAAGCCUUUGUAAUGCAUCUUUGCGCCGGGGGCCCCUGGAUUUCCCGAAACCGCUGGCAUGGGGGGGGGGGAUGUCCCCAUCUCAACAAUAUCUAAACAACUGCCGAUUAAACGUACACCGAUGCUUCACGGCUCCUCUUCAACAGCCUUUACGUGUUGCCAGGUUCAAGGCGACCUUGACCUGCGGUCGCCUGGUCACUCUGCCCAAGUUAGCCUUCUUUGCCUCUCGAUAUAUGAGACCAACGAAUGUGGCAUGAACUCUGCUAGUAAUGGAUCCACCUCGCACACCCAUUCGGAUUCCUCAAUCAUGCCAACAGAAAAGGUCCGUUCAAAGAGAUGGGCGCCAAAGACAUUCAACGGGUGCUUGACCUGCAAGAGGCGGCGAGUCAAAUGUGAUGAAUUGAAACCCAGCUGUGAAAGAUGUAUCAAAUCCAACAUCAAAUGCGAUGGCUAUGCACCGCCAAAGAUCAAACUCUUCGAACCUACCUCAAGUUCAUCCUCUAUUACACCUUCCUCAACUAGGCCCACCCCUCUUUCCUUACUUAUCAAUCAACCCCCUGAGAACAGGCAGCUGCAGUCGUACCUCACUACACAUCCUCGCCCACGAGAGCUCGCCCUGAACCCAAGUUUUGGGACCGAAGAAGAAUAUCGAUCCUUUCAGUUCUUCCUUGAGAAGACCGCCGACCUCAUUUCAAUCUAUUCGCAACCAUAUUUGUGGACUGUUCUCCUGCCUCAAGCCACAUGGCAUCAACCAGCCAUCAAGCACUCCAUCAUCGCACUCGCCAACCUGCAUCAAUCUCUGAGUACUACGGGUACCAUCUCGAGCCGCGCCAAUCACAGCUUCAUUUACCACUAUAACAAUGCCAUCAGAGCACUUCUCACAGACAGACCAGCGGUUGACGUCGUCCUUGCUACAUGCGUCAUCUUCUGGGCACUCGAGAACUUCAAUGGCAGUGGGCAGGCCGCAAGCGACCAUAUGAAGGCCGCAAUCAAAAUCCUAGGAGAGUGGAAAGCCAAGGGCGGGCCCAACGAUCCCGCUCACGACCUUAUCACAACAUAUAUCGAGCCUGCUAUAAAAGACGGCAUUAAAAUGGUCUCGGUUGAUCUAGCCUCAGAACUUGAAGAUCUCAUCACGGCAUUGUCGAUGAGCCCACAAGACAUGCGCAUAUUGAGAUACAAAUGCCCUGCAUUUAACACACUUGACGUGGCAUGCGCAUAUCUAGGUGGUUGCCUGCAGAAGAUCUUCGAUUUGCGCUCUGCGCCUCACAAUGCCGAAGUCGUCAAUUCGAUCCACGAUAUCGAGGCAAGGCUGUGUAAAUGGAUGAAUUUCUUCCAAAAACUAACGGCUACAGGCGCCGUGCAUCAUCGACGAAUGCUUGUGGUGCACAAUAUCGGCGCACAUAUCCUGUUGGAUCGCCUUAAGGAGCAGGCCGAAGUGCCGACAGAAGAAGUGCAACCGACUAGGUGCCGUUUCACCUACAUUGUCUUUGAGAUUGAAGACAUACUCAAACACAAUGCGCUCGCCACAGCAGCAGACUGGACCGGACGGCCAUUGAGCAGCAUUUUCAUUCCACCAGUGUUUCUGGUUGCGACAUGCGCGCCCAAAGUUGAGGACAGAAGGAGAGCAAUAAACCACCUAAGUAUACUGAAUCUGGCAGAAGGGUCAUGGAACACCGAACUUGCAGCCAAAAUCGCAGAAGCGAUGCUCGACAUCGUGGAUCAAUUUUCGAUCCCGGCGCAGGAAGUGGCGAUGCGACAUAUGGACUUCAGUGUUGGACAGGAGGGCAAUACCUUGCAUAUGCGCUGGGAGCCCGAUUCUGCAGAGUGCCAAAACGUGGCCCUCUCCAGGGAAAUCGACAUGGGCGCCACGCCUCAGGCUGAUCAUCAGGAUUUACCGGAGGUCAUCAAACAUUUUGGCUACAGGUUUACGUAGCCAUAAGGCAUUUCGCCCUUGACUAGCUUGUCACGGCAUUACGACGUUACAGCGA